UAAGAAUAUAUAUUUUAUAUGUGGGAAAUCAAAAUAAAGAGAGAAAACAGUUUACCUGAACCUGUGGGCUAUAAAAAAGCAUUUGAUGAUUGUCAGGGAUAAGAGUUGAGGGAUGAUUUAGAGAAGGUAAAGUCAUUUAGUAAGCAAUUAGAAAGCCAUGGGUAUUGCUAAGGGAGGAUUUGGAAACAUUUUUAUGAUUAUGUUCACUUUGUAUAUGACAGGAAAUAUGAUGAACAUAUUUACAAUUGUCAUCAUUGGGUAAUUUUUAUGGUAAGCCAUUUCCACAAUUGCGAAAAUGGAUCAAGCAUUUUCAUUAUUGGAGAACAGAGGAAUAUCAUUGUUUUUAUAUAAGUUGAUUUAUUUAUCUGCAGGAUUAUUGUAGUUGGGAGUAGUGCUGUAUAAAUUAUACAAUAUUGGGUUGCUUCCAUUGAACAGUGCCGAUUGGAUUGAUUUGGUUCCCUUACAUCAUGUAAGAUUAUGCGAUUUAUUAUUUAGUAAGAGGAGAUUGUUGUACCAUAUAGCUAUAAUUGAUUUAUGUUAAUAC
Molecule: messenger RNA, 544 nt
Organism: Paramecium octaurelia
Lineage: Eukaryota; Ciliophora; Oligohymenophorea; Peniculida; Parameciidae
Source: the annotation of a GenBank genome assembly